UUAAGUUCGUUAAGUUAACGAACAAAAAGUAACGGACACAUGAAUCCUGUCCUCAGGCUGAGGAGGAAGGCAGCGAAGAUGGCGGCAACCACAUCUCCUCGCUUGACUCUUUCUCUUUCUUCUUCUUCUUCUCUCCUCUCAUGGCUUAACAUUUUCUCUUUUGUCUUCUUCCUCUUCUUCAAUCCCUCCAUCUCCUUCCUUUAUGGUUUUUUUUUUUUUUUUUUGUGUGUGGAUAUUUUCCCUCUUCCUGACCAACAGCAUUACUAAUGGCGGAACGCCUCGCUGAAGAAGAGAAAGAGGCCUUGGCGGCCCUCGCCAACGCCCCUCCCCGCCGCAAGUCCCACUCUUACAGCCACCAACUUCGCACCAAUACCGGCGGCCACUACCCCAAGCGCCACCACCAGAUCCGCAACCACAGCCUCGACGACGACUGCAUCCCCCGCGCCGCCGGCAUCGACAACUUCUACGACUCCUCCGACGAUGAAUUCUACCCGUACGCCACCGCCGGUAACUCCUCCUCCUCCGCCGAGGCCGACUCCCAGCGCCUCGACCGCCGCCUCUCCACCUCCUUCGACGCCUCCGACGACGGCCGCCAGCCGCUUCCCGAGUUCGUCGCCAGCGGCGGCGACAGCGGCAUCUUCAAGGUCCCCGUCCGGGCGGGGGUCCAUCCCGCCCGUCCUCCCUGCCUGGAGCUCAGGCCACACCCGCUGAGGGAGACUCAGGUCGGGAAGUUCCUCAGAACCAUCGCCUGUACGGAGAGCCAGCUUUGGGGAGGCCAAGAGUCCGGCGUUAGGGUUUGGAACUUGGUUGACGCCUACGAGCCGGGGAUCGGAAUCGGAGGUAGGGCUCGGAGAGGGGACGAGGACUGUGCGCCGUUCUAUGAGUCCGGCAACACAGCCCCCACAUUGUGUUUGUUUGUUGACAAUGGGAGCAAAUUGGUGUGGUCGGGGCACAAGGACGGUAAAAUUAGGUCUUGGAAGAUGGAUCAGCCUUUAGACGACACUACUUUCAAGGAAGGCCUCUCUUGGCAGGCCCACCGAGGUCCCAUUCUUUCCAUGGCCAUAACUUCUCAUGGUGACCUGUGGACAGGUUCUGAGGGUGGAAUUAUAAAGAUUUGGCCAUGGGAAGCCAUUGAAAAAUCACUCUCUCUAUCUCCAGAGGAAAGGCACAUGGCUGCUUUACUAGUGGAGCGAUCAGCCAUUGACCUUAAAAGCCAAGUUACAGUUAAUGGUGCCUGUAGUAUAUCUUCUUCGGAUGUGAAGUUCUUGUUAUCAGAUCAUGUUAGAGCUAAAGUGUGGGCUGCUAGUUCUUUUUCCUUCUCAUUGUGGGAUGCUCGUACCAGGGAGCUUUUGAAAGUGUACAAUACAGAAGGUCAGAUUGAGAAUCGAGUUGACGUGUCAUCCAUUCAAGAUCAAGCAGUUGAAGAUGAGAUGAAUGUGAAAUUUGUCUCUAAAUCAAAGAAAGAGAAGUCCCAAGGAUCCAGUUUUCUGCAACGUUCACGUAAUGCUAUAAUGGGGGCUGCAGAUGCUGUUCGUCGUGUUGCAACUAAGGGUGCUGGUGCAUUUGUUGAAGAUGCUAAAAGAACAGAAGCACUGAUGAUAACUGCAGAUGGAAUGAUAUGGACUGGGUGUUCAAAUGGCUUACUUGUGCAAUGGGAUGGAAAUGGCAAUCGCUUGCAAGAUUUCCACCACCAUCCUUCUGCUGUUCAAUGCUUUUGCACUUUGGGAACACGAAUAUGGGUUGGCUACAUGAGUGGCAUGGUCCAGGUGCUGGAUCUCGAGGGGACUUUGAUUUCAGGUUGGAUAUCUCACAAUAGUCCUGCCAUAAAAUUAGUGGUAGGAGGUGGUUAUGUUUUUAGCUUGGCUACUCAUGGUGGAAUACGUGGAUGGAACAUCUCAUCUCCUGGACCGCUAGACGGCAUACUGCGUUCAGAAUUGGCUGGAAAGGACCUAACGUAUACAAGGCAAGAAAAUGUUAAACUCUUAGUCGGCACAUGGAAUGUUGGUCAAGGAAGAGCCUCGCAUGAUGCACUUGUGUCCUGGCUGGGUUCCAUGGUAUCUGAUGUGAGCAUUGUUGUUGUUGGGUUGCAAGAAGUGGAAAUGGGAGCAGGGUUUUUAGCCAUGUCUGCAGCAAAAGAAACUGUAGGACUUGAAGGUAGUUCUGUUGGGCAAUGGUGGCAGGACACAAUUGGAAAGACCUUGGAUGAAGGUUCAACUUUCGAACGUGUGGGAUCCAGACAGCUGGCAGGCUUGCUAAUUGCUAUCUGGGUUAGAAAGACACUGAGAACACAUGCCGGGGACCUUGAUGUUGCAGCUGUUGCAUGUGGCUUAGGUCGGGCCAUUGGUAAUAAGGGGGGCGUUGGUUUGAGGCUGAGAGUGUAUGAUCGCAUAAUGUGCUUUGUGAACUGUCACUUGGCUGCACAUUUAGAAGCAGUUAAUCGCCGGAAUGCUGAUUUCGAUCAUAUUUUCCGAACAAUGGUCUUCAGCCGGUCAUCUAACCUCCUCAAUGCCGCUGCUGGUAUGGUGCCGUACCUGUUUUUGUCUUUCUCUCUUGCCUUCUGCACGUAUUUAUUCUGGCUGCUUUACUCUUCUGGCUUGCCACUGGUCCUAUCUAUUACAGCUGGUGUUGCUGGUGCUGCUCCAAUCCUUCGUUCAACCAGUCAGAGUGGGGGAAUUAAUCCUGAAGACACAAGACCUGAUUUAGCUGAAGCCGAUAUGGUCAUAUUUCUGGGUGACUUUAAUUAUCGGCUUUUUGGAAUAUCUUAUGAUGAAGCAAGGGACUUCGUUUCACAACGAAGCUUUGACUGGCUUAGGGAAAAGGAUCAGCUUAGAGCAGAGAUGAAGGCUGGUAAAGUCUUUCAAGGAAUGCAUGAGGCACUCAUCAGGUUUCCUCCAACUUACAAGUUUGAAAGAGGAAAAGCGGGCUUAGGAGGAUAUGAUUCUGGGGAGAAGAAGCGCAUUCCUGCUUGGUGUGACAGGAUAUUAUACCGCGACAACCGGUCGACUUCAACUUCUAAAUGCAGCUUAGAGUGUCCUGUAGUAUGCUCAAUACUACAGUAUGCGUCUUUCCUUCCGUUUUCCUUAAUUGUUCAUCUACAGGGGCUGAGGCUUGAGGGGGCAUAUAGUUUAACUAGUUAUCACCUACUUGGCAGGUAUGAGGCCUGCAUGGAUGUCACAGAGAGCGAUCAUAAACCCGUGAGGUGCAAACUCAAUAUCGAAAUUGCACGCGUAGAUCGAUCAGUGAGGAGAGAAGAGUUUGGGAACAUUAUGAAAUGCAACGAUAAGAUAAAGUCUGUACUUCAAGAAUUAUGUUAUGUUCCUGAAACAGUGGUCAGCACGAAUGGCAUAACCCUCCAAAACCAAGACACGACGGUCUUGAGAAUCACCAACAAGAGUGGGGCAGACCAUGCUGUGUUUCAAAUUCUGUGUGAAGGUCAAUCCACAGUCCAGGAGGAUGAACAACCAUCAGAGUACCGGGCAAGAGGUGGCUUGGGUUUUCCGCGUUGGCUUGAGGUGUCACCGGCAGCAGGCAUAAUCAAGGCCGAUCAAGUUGUGGAGGUCUCAGUACGCCACGAAGAGUCCCACGCCCAAGAAGAGUUUGUGGAUGGUGGUGUCCCGCAGAGCUGGUGGUCUGAAGACACCCGAGAUAAGGAAGUGAUCUUGUUGGUGGUGGUACGGGGCAGUUGCUCCAUCGAGACAAGAAGUCACAGAGUUGUUGUGCGCCACUGCUUCUCAGCCAAGCCAAUGCGCGUCGACUCCAAAAAUAGCGCUUCUGGUAGAAAAAACCCAGGAUCUUCUUCAUCUUCUCAUCAAAGACCUGCGCUUAGGCAUACUGGCAGUGCCUCCGAUAUGGUUGACGAGCUUCGAAGUCUACGAGGUCUCUGAAGCUACAAACAGCUUUGACUUUCUCUCUCUCUCAAUUUGUGGGGAGAGAUGGAUGAUGAAUAGAAAAGACUUAACUUGUUCAAAGAGUUGUUCAUUGUUGUCAAGUGUAAUUCUUUCAGAGCAUUAGAAAUUGAGAAUGUUAAUGUAAAUACGAUGGGGGUCAAGGAGCUCCUCCUCCUCAAAUUUAUGCAUGUAAGACAACAUUCAAUCAUUUUCCCUUAUAUUUGUAGCAUGAGGCCAGCAUUUCUUCUUCUUCUUCUUCUUCUUCACAAUUCUUUUAUCAACUUCUCUAGUUGAAACAACCAUCAUUGUAAUUCUUUUGUUUAGACAAAUAUAUGUCCUUCAUUAGUAUUGUAAAGAAACAAGUAGUAGAUGCAGAAGAAGAAUCUAUCUGCUUAAUCUUCAAUACGUUCUGAAGACUCUUUCUAGCAGCUGUUGGUUUAUAAUUCAGAAUGAAUAUAUACUUCCUCGCUCUCUCUAGUUCUUGCUUAAUAGCACUAGUACCAUGUAAAAGCU
Molecule: messenger RNA, 4400 nt
Organism: Diospyros lotus (date-plum)
Lineage: Eukaryota; Viridiplantae; Streptophyta; Magnoliopsida; Ericales; Ebenaceae
Product: type I inositol polyphosphate 5-phosphatase 12-like
Exons: 9
Coding region: 267-3884 (1205 amino acids)
Biological process (GO): phosphatidylinositol dephosphorylation
Molecular function (GO): phosphatase activity; protein binding
Source: RefSeq, a predicted model, not a curated record